Carlito syrichta (Philippine tarsier) is the source of this 1254-nucleotide messenger RNA. RefSeq names its product T-cell-interacting, activating receptor on myeloid cells 1 (gene TARM1). Gene Ontology annotation, cellular component: plasma membrane. The record is from RefSeq and is a predicted model, not a curated record. The coding region runs from base 1 to 1254 and encodes 417 amino acids. The transcript is spliced from 8 exons. Lineage: Eukaryota; Metazoa; Chordata; Mammalia; Primates; Tarsiidae.
AUGUCUGUCCUCAAUGGCGUCUCUCUGCUCCCGUAUGGGGUAGUGGACAGUGCAGACAGUGAUGCUGGCAAGUACACCUGUGAGUACCGCACAUGGACGGUCCCCUACAGAACAUCACAGGGCAGUGAUGUCCUUCUACUGCUGGUGACAGGGAUUAUGCCUAAACCUACCUUCCAAGCCCACCAGAGUCGUAUCAUGACCCCAGGAGAGACGGUGACUCUGCAGUGCCAGAGGCCAGGCCAUUUCAUUGGAUUUCACAUGUUCGCUCUACUGAAGGCGGGGACCCCAUCGCCUAUCCAGUAUUGGAACUCAGAGAAGAACAGGGUGGAGUUCUCCCUCCAGAACGUGACAUUCAGGGACACCGGGAACUACAGUUGUGUAUAUCACCUGGCAACAGCCCCUUUCUGGGCCUCAGAUCCCAGCACUCUUGAGAUCUGGGUGACAGUUUUCAUUUCAAUAUCUCUAAAUACACUCAUUACUAUUCUUUUUUAUCGGCUUUGUGUUGGCCAAGGAGACACUAUGGGAGACGGGUCUCUGCCCAAGCCCUCCCUUGUGGCCUGGCCCAGCUCGGUGGUCCCUGCCAAGAGCAACGUGAUUCUGAGCUGCUGGACUCCUGCCAGGGAUGUGAGCUUUGUUCUCAGAAAGGGAAAUUCUAUUUUGAGUUCUUUGAAAGCAUCUGGUCCUGUGGAGGGCCUGGCUGAAUUUCACCUCAAGGAUCUAAAAACCCGUGACGCUGGGGAAUACACCUGCGAAUACCACAGUAAAGCAUCCCCCCACACAAGCUCACAGCACAGUGAUGUCCUUCUACUGUUGGUUACAGGCAAUUUACCUAAACCUUCCCUCCAGACCUACCAAGGGGGUACAGUGGCCGCAGGAGGAAAGGUAACUCUGCAGUGCCAGAAGCCAGACCACAAUGCCUUUGCGCCUAUAAUGUUCGCUCUCCUGAAGGCAGGAACCUCGUCACCCAUACAGCUGCAGAGUCCCACAGGGAAGGAGACAGACUUCUUCCUUGAAGAUGUGACCGUCCGUGACACUGGGAAAUACAGUUGUGUGUACUACCAUACAAGGCCUCCCUUCUGGGCCUCAGACCCCAGCAAUCAGCUUGAGGUCUUGGUGACAGUUUCCCCAGGUACUCCAUCGAGAGAUUAUACCACCAUCAACCUCAUCCGCCUGGGUCUGGCCGCCAUAAUUGUGGUUAUGAUGGGUGCCUUCCUGGUUGAAGCCUGCUGUAGCCAGAAAGCAUCUCCACAUUGA